This is a messenger RNA of Papaver somniferum (opium poppy), 3397 nucleotides long. Its product is annotated as putative pentatricopeptide repeat-containing protein At3g23330. Gene Ontology annotation, molecular function: zinc ion binding; RNA binding; protein binding. NCBI's taxonomy places the organism in Eukaryota, Viridiplantae, Streptophyta, Magnoliopsida, Ranunculales, Papaveraceae. Bases 205 to 2451 code for a protein of 748 amino acids. Gene Ontology annotation, biological process: RNA modification. The transcript has 8 exons. The record is from RefSeq and is a predicted model, not a curated record.
ACCAUAGUUAAUACAGGACAUCUCUACAUUAUGAAUCCAAAGGACCCGCUGUACACAGGCUUUUCUGAGUUUGGAUCGAGACCUCCACCCAGACCUACACUUAACAGGUAAUCAUUAGAUUCAUAUUCGGAAUAAAGCGCCACAACUGUUCAACAGGCUAAAUGGCGCAGCUAUGGGAAGAGUUCCCUCAUUCAAACAGCAAAAAUGAGUUCUAUUGCGAUACCUCUGAGAUCACUCUUGCAAAACCCAUCCACCAUUAAAUCAAAACACCACGCUAAGCAACUCCAUGCCCAGGUCCUGAAAACUGAAGGUUCUUCUUCUUCUCUAAUGGCUACCAUUCUUUCAAUCUACUCACAUUUAGGAUUUUUACAUGAAUCACUAAUCAUUUUCAACACUUUUACUUCUCUUCCUACCAUUAUUGCAUGGAAGUCAGUCAUUAGAUGUUAUACUUAUCAUGGUUUGUUCAAAGAUUCCUUGACUUGUUUCUCUUAUAUGAGAGCUUCAGGAAAACACCCAGAUCAUAAUGUAUUUCCUUCUGUUCUCAAAUCUUGUACUGGUUUAAUGGAUUUCAAACUUGGUGAGUCUGUUCAUGGGUGUAUUGUUCGACUUGGGGUUGAUGCUGAUUUAUAUACAGGUAAUGCUCUUAUGAACAUGUAUUCUAAAUUCCAAAAUAUGGAUGAAGGUUUUGAUAGUCGGAGGUUUAGUUCUGGCAAUGUAGACUUAGUGUAUGAGAAAAUUCCUGAAAGAAAUUUUGAUAUUAAAGUCGAUAUAGAAAAGGACCCUCAUCCUAGGUCCUUAAAAUUUCUUGGAAAAAAUCAGAAUCAACUCUUGGUAAGUGGUGGUGUUACUCCGCGGCGACGGAGAGAUAUGGUUUAUAUAGAGAGUGUAAAGAAAGUUUUUGAUAUGAUGCCCUCUAAGGAUAUUGUGUCCUGGAAUACUGUAAUUGCAGGGUAUGUACAUAAUGGAAUGUGUGAAGAGGCUUUAAGAACGGUUAGGAAUAUAGGGAGGGCUAAUUUAAUGCCAGAUUCCUUCACUUUGUCUAGCAUCCUUCCUAUAUUCGCGAAGUACGUAGACAUCUCUAGAGGAAAAGAGAUUCACGGGUAUACACUUAGGCAUGGAUUUGAUUCCGAUGAUUUUAUAGCUAGUAGUUUGAUUGACAUGUAUGCAAAGUGCACUAGAGUGGAUGAUUCACUUCGAAUUUUUCAUUUAUUACCCCAACUUGAUGUGAUCUCGUGGAAUUCCAUUAUUGCUGGAUGUGUGCAGAAUGGCUUGUUUGAUGAAGGUCUGAAAUUGUUUCGUCAGAUGCUAACAGCAAAAGUUAAGCCUAGUAGUCUAACAUUUUCAAGUAUAAUGCCAGCAUGUGCUCACUUGACGACCCUGCACCUUGGAAAGCAACUUCAUGGAUACAUAACUCGAAAUGGGUUUGAUAAAAAUGUGUUUAUUGCAAGUGCUUUAGUGGACAUGUAUGCCAAAUGUGGGAAUAUUCGAAUUGCUCGAAGCAUUUUUGAUAAGAUGGAUUCACCUGAUAUGGUUUCAUGGACGGCCAUGAUCAUGGGGUAUGCGUUACAUGGGCAUGCAAAUGAAGCCCUGCUUUUAUUUCACAAGAUGAAGAUGGAGAACGUGAGACCAAAUUAUGUUGCAUUUGUAGCUGCUUUGACUGCUUGUAGCCAUGGUGGAUUAGUGGAUGAAGCUCGGAUGCUAUUUAAUUGCAUGAUUGAAGAUUAUGGCAUUUCUCCUGGUUUAGAGCACUAUGCAGCAGUUGCAGAUCUCCUUGGACGCGCCGGAAAGUUGGAGGAAGCGUAUGAGUUCAUCUCUAAAAUGCAUAUAAGACCAACUGGUUCUGUUUGGGCAACACUGCUAUCUUCUUGUAGAGUCCACAAGAACAUUGAGCUGGCUGAAAGGGUUGGGGAAAAAGUAUUCCAGAUUGAUCCUGAGAAUAUCGGAGCUUAUAUACUUAUGUCAAACAUAUAUUCAUCUGCUGGGAGAUGGAAAGAGGCAGCAAAAAUGAGGGUGGCUAUGAAGGGCAGAGGGAUGACAAAGAAACCGGCUUGCACUUGGAUAGAAGUUAAGAAUAAGAUACACGCAUUUGUGGCAGGAGACAAAUCACAUCCAUAUUAUGAUAGAAUAAAGGAGGCUUUGAAAGUUAUGCUGGAGCAAAUGGAGCGUAAAGGGUAUGUGCUUAACACUGAUGACGUGCUCCAUGAUGUUGAAGAGGAACAGAAAAGAAACUUAUUAUGUAGUCAUAGUGAGAGGUUGGCAAUUGCUUUUGGAAUCAUAAGUACACCUUCUGGAACAACUAUUAGGGUUACGAAGAACCUUCGAGUUUGUGUGGAUUGUCACACGGCUACUAAGUUUAUAUCCGAAAUUGCUGGGCGAGAAAUAGUUAUGAGGGAUGUUAGCAGAUUUCACCAUUUCAAGGAUGGGAAGUGUUCUUGUGGAGAUUACUGGUGAAAGUUGUACAAGGUGAGAUUAUGUUACAGAAUGAAACUAAAACCACCAGUCUUUGGUUGAUCAGACUCGAAUAGUGCAUGGAGAUAGCCGUCUUCAGCUCUCCUGAAUUUCACAGUGUGGAGUAAACAAGUUUUUUGAUGGAUCGGUGCGUUCUUCAUCUUUUGGAAGAAAUACAAAUACUCAGAUGAAUUCUGUUUCUCAAAGGUGUUCAUACUGGAAAGGAAUCACUAUGCAAGUCCCUUUCACCUACAGCUUCUGCUCUUUCUCUAUUGAAUCAGAGUAAUGUAAAGCUAGAGUGUAGCCUAGUGUGGUCGUAGAAAGUCUAUGGAAAGGGAUCCUGUUGUUCGCGGUGAUAGAGAGGUGAAUGUACGAGUAGUUGUUAUGGACUUCAAUCACUUUAUCCAUGGACAGCAUGGGCGAACAAGCCUCGUACCGUGUCUUUCCUUUUUAUUGGUGCCUGAUUACUCAUAUGCAGUCAGUGUCAUAUUCAUAAAGUGGCCAAGGGGAUGAUUUUAACAAUACCCAUGAUCCGUAUACAUGGAAAUGCAUUAGAUCCCAAGAUUGGGUUUCACCGGAGGAUAAGGAUCGCGCUGAAGGAGGUUCUUGUUGAGGUAGACAUGCAUAGGGUCUGGCAUGGUGCCGCCAGGAAAUUGAUGCUAUGUGCUUCAUUUGUUUCUUCCAGAGAUUAUAGCAUUUGCAAAUCAUAGUUAAUACAGGUUCAAGGACACUUGCAGAGAAACAGAGAGAGAUAGUGAGUUAUGAUGAUGAUUAAUAGAGGCCGUAUCUCAGUUCCCUGAUCCAAAAAUCGUGUCUCUCAAGGGUUCUCUUUCUUUCUCUCUGUUUCUAUCUCUAUCUCUCUCAAGUACAGACUCUUACUUUGUCUCUUUUCCAUAUUCUGUAAAUCAAUCCUUCAAUACAAAAACAGUUCCUCUGGUGUUUUCCCAUU